CUCUAAGCUUUUAAAAUUACGUCUUUAACCCUACAACGGCACUACCGUUGCAUAUCCAGGAGAGAAAGUGAGCCCUUGGAUCAAUAAAAGGCCAUAAUCAAAAUUCCCCAUUUCCUCGAACGACUGUCGACUCUGGUCAAUCUCUCCUUCUGCAGUCUCCGCCGAUCGGACCUUUCAACCCUAUCUUCGUUAAGGAGUAAUCUAGAUUUUAUUGAUGGGAACAUCAUCUGGUUCUAACAUUAACCACCAGUAUUCAUCCAAGAUGUUGCCCCCACGUCAACAACCACGACCAGGGAGCUUACAAACUUCAUUGUCCUUGGUCUCCUCAGAUCCUCGCUUGUCACCUGAUAUCCAAGAACCUAGAUCAAACUCAGAUAAUAUUCAUGAGUCUCCUACUGAGAGUGCUAGUUCACGAGAGACUUGGCCUACUGCUGAUGCUGUCACAGCAAAGAAGAUGGAAAAUGGAAAAACUGAAAAUGAUUGCCAUGAGCAUUCUGUCAUUCGUCGUGUUUCUAGUGCUGAUAAGAUAACUCUUCAUGACAUUGCAAGAGAAAGAGUUGAUGUUAUCUCUGAAAAGAUGCAUCACCUACCUGAUGAGUUUCUAGAUGAGCUAAAGAAUCAACUCAAGGCUAUUCUGGAAGGUAAUGGUGGUUCACAAAACAGGGAAGAGUUUUUGAUUCUGCAGAAGCUUGUUCAAAGUAGAUCUGAUUUAACUGCAAAGACAUUGAUUAGAGCGCACCGGGCACAGCUUGAAAUCCUUGUUGCAAUAAAUAUGGGAAUUCAGGCUUUCUUGCAUCCAAACAUCAGUCUAUCCCAAACUUCUCUCAUUGAAGUUUUUGUGUACAAAAGAUGCAGAAAUAUAGCAUGUCAAAACCAGCUACCUGCAGAUGACUGCACCUGUGAUAUAUGUGCCAACAGGAAUGGUUUUUGCAAUCUUUGUAUGUGUGUUAUCUGCAACAAGUUUGAUUUUGAAGUAAAUACCUGCCGCUGGAUUGGUUGUGAUUUGUGUUCCCACUGGACUCAUACUGAUUGUGCUAUUCGUGAUGGGCAAAUUUGUAUGGGUCCUGUUAAAAGUGGAGCAGGUCCUACUGAAAUGCUUUUCCGCUGCCGAGCUUGCAAUCGAACAUCCGAGCUGUUAGGUUGGGUUAAAGAUGUCUUCUCACAUUGUGCUCCAGCCUGGGAUAGGGAGGCUCUUGUGAGAGAACUUGAUUUUGUCAGUAGGAUUUUUCGUGGAAGUGAUGAUCCCAGAGGGAAGAAACUCUUUCGGAAGUGUGAGGAUCUUUUAGAAAAAAUGAGGGGUGGACUAGCAGAGUCCGCAGCUUGCAGAUCAAUAUUACUAUUUUUCCAAGAGCUUGAUAUGGAUUCUCCAACAAGCCUGGAAAAUGGGGAAAGUGGGCGGUUGAUAGCACCACAAGAGGCAUGCAAUCGAAUUGCAGAUGUAGUGCAGGAGGCCAUUAGGAAGAUGGAAAUGGUAGCUGAUGAGAAGAUGAGGAUGUACAAAAAAGCUCGCUUGGCUCUUGAUGCUUGUGACCAGGAGCUCAAGGACAAGGCCAAGGAAGUAGAGGAACUGAAGCUGGAGAGACAAAAAAAGAAAAUGCAGAUAGAAGAGCUGGAGAGAAUUGUAAGGCUUAAACAAGCAGAGGCAGAUAUGUUCCAGCUUAAGGCCAAUGAGGCAAAACGAGAGGCUGAGAGGCUUCAAAGAAUUGCUCUUGCGAAGUCAGAUAAAUCGGAGGAAGAGUAUGCUAGCAGUUACCUGAAACUUCGCUUGAGUGAGGCAGAGGCUGAGAAGCAAUAUUUGUUUGAAAAGAUAAAGCUGCAGGAGAGCUCACGUGCAUCACAGAGCAGUAGUGGAGGCGAUCCUUCUUCACAGGUGUUGAUGUUUUCCAAAAUCCAUGAUCUGCUCAAUGGAUACUCCAAGACAGAGGCCCAGCCAAAUGAGCACCACAGUUUUAGAACGAAUCCCUAAUGAUAUCUGAAUGGGACGUUAUUUAUUGAAGCAAAAGCUGUGCGAGUUAGAAUAUGUUGCUUUGCUGGUAAAUUAGAGUGUUAAGAUUUGCUACUUCAUUUAAUCUAUGAACCGUCAAUCAAUGUCAGUUAUUUUAUUAUCUUGUAAAAGCAAUUGGUAGAAGUUAAUUAGGUUUCUUUUGUAAAUUAUCAGGGUGAGUAUCAUAAUAUGUUGUCCUUAUGGGUGAACUUACUCUUCUGUGGCUGUUAUGUUCAAUGAGAAUGCUCCGGCUUCAUGUA
Messenger RNA from Durio zibethinus, 2244 nucleotides. Its product is annotated as OBERON-like protein. Gene Ontology annotation, biological process: maintenance of shoot apical meristem identity; regulation of gene expression; root meristem specification. The record is from RefSeq and is a predicted model, not a curated record. NCBI's taxonomy places the organism in Eukaryota, Viridiplantae, Streptophyta, Magnoliopsida, Malvales, Malvaceae. Gene Ontology annotation, cellular component: nucleus.